GCAAGAAAAGAAAAGAACAGAGCAUUAAUUGGUGGCGGGGAGCAAUAUGUCUGAUGAUGGAAGCAUAGAAUUGGGCGGAUCCUCGAUCUUCAACGUUGCACCAGUGCAGUUUCAAACGGAAAUUAACAAUAUCAGCUCUUUACAAGUUUCUAAUGAUAUUUUGGCUAUUGGGUUUAAAUCAGGAAAGAUAUUCAGAAUUGAUUUGAACAAUCCGGCACAUAUUGAUAUAGCAGAGCUACCAUAUAGAAGGUCUAUUUCAGAACUUGGCCAAAUCGUUGAUUUAUAUCAAGACCCAACAGGUAACCAUAUCAUUGUCACAACAAGCAGGAAUGAAAGUUUCUAUAUUCACAGACAAUCAUCAACUUUCAAAUACUUGAACGAUUUGAAGAAUGUCAGAAUAACUUCAGUUGGAUGGAAUACAGAAGCUGUUACUGAAUCAAACACUGGUGCUUUUCUUAUAGGAGAUAAGACCGGUGGUGUCCAUGAAGCAUUCUUGGAGUAUAAUGAGCAUACAGAAAAAUAUACAAAAAGAAUUGACAAAAAUGUGUAUCAAACCCAAAGCUCAAUUGAUGGUAUACAAAUCAGCUAUGAUCAAGAGUCCAAUGAAAUCUUGUUACUCAUUGUUUCAGGUGAUGAUAUCUCAUAUUGGAACCAUACAAUAAGGCAAAAGUCAACUAAAUAUAAUGAUUUGUUUUUAGGUGCAUAUUUAAAGGCGAAGCCUAUUGAGUCUGAGAAAUAUCAAGACCUAGGACAAAUAAAUGGUGACAAAUUUUCAGCUAGAGGCUUAAGUUUUGGUUGGAUAACAUCAGCUGGUACUGUCUUUGGGGACAUUUCAAAGAAUAGAAUAAAGUCUAAAAAGAAUUUUGCCGAACUGAAAUUUCUUAUAAAUCUUGAGCUCCCUGAAUCCAAUCACAAAUUCAAGUCUAUUGCAUUAACAAAAUAUCAUUUAUUGUUGUUGAGAGGCCAAGAAUUAUUGGUUAUUAAUAAACUAAAUGACAAAUUGGUUUUCCAUCAAAUAUUACCAGUAUCCGAAGGGGAAAGGCUCAUUGGAAUUAGUGCUGAUCAUCUGAAAUCAACUUAUUGGAUAUACUCAAACUUGAAUAUCUAUGAAAUAACUGUCAGUGAUGAGGAAAAAGAUAUAUGGCGGGCAAUGGUUGCAAAUGGUAAUUAUGAAGAUGCUUUAGCAGUCACAAGAGAUGAGGAGGUCAAAGAUGUGAUUCACUCUAAACAGGGUGAUUAUUAUUUCCAACAAGGUGAAUAUGAAAAGUCUGCAAAAAGCUAUGCAUUAUCCAGCUUGGCGUUUGAAACUGUUGCAUUAUCCUUCUUGGAGAAGCAAGAGAGUGAUGGAUUGUUACAAUACUUUAUGAGCAAACUCUCAGUUAUUAAAUCAGAUCCAAAAUUCGACUUCAAAAUGCAAGAGGUUAUGUUAUCAUCGUGGAUAGUUGAACUAUUUAUUGAGAAAUUAAAUGAGUUAGAUGACUUACUAACAACUGAACAAGCUGAUGGAAUUGCUGCUACAACAUCGCUUAAGACUCAAACUGAAAAAGCAUUACAAGAUUUUUUACUUGAGAAUAAAGAUGUAUUGGUUAAAGCAACAAUCUAUGAGAUUAUUACAUCACACAACAGAAGAUCUGAACUGCUAUAUUAUGCUAAUCUGAUUAAUGAUUUUGACUUUGUGCUUACUUACUGGAUAAGACUUGAAAAUUGGACAGAAGCAUUAACGAUACUGGAGAAAAACAAUGAUCCAAAUGUUGUCUAUAAAUAUUCUACGGUGCUUUUGGUUAAUUCACCUGAAAAAACUGUUGAUUCAUGGUUGAGAAUUUCAAGUUUGGAUGCUUCAAAGUUACUACCAGCUAUCUUAGCGUACAACAAAAACUCAAGAAAAGUUAAGUUCUCAAAGAAUCAAGGUAUAAGGUAUUUGAAAACAUACAUCGUUGAAAAUAAAUGCAAAGAAUCAAUUGUUCAUGAUUCAUUGUUAUAUUUGCUAAUAUCAAACGAAAGUGUGGAAGGUGAAGAUAUCAUUUUACGAUAUUUGGAAGAAUAUUCGGGCCAAGUUUAUUACAACUCUGAUUUCAUAUUAAGACUAUGUCUCAAGUUCAACAAAAUAAAAUCGGCAGUUUACGUUUAUUCAUUAUUGAAUUACUAUGAGGAUGCUGUAAAUUUGGCAUUGGAUCAUGACAUGACUGAUUUGGCAAUGGUUGUUGCUGAUAAGGCAUCUGAUGACAAAACAAGAAAAUUUUUAUGGCUCAAGAUCUCAGAGAAGAAGAUAUCAAAAAUCAGACCUUCAGAAAAGGAUAGCAUCAAAAAGGAAGUUAAGUUCUUGCUAGAGAAGUGCGAGCUGCUAUCAAUAAAAGACUUACUUCCACGUAUCCCUGACUUUACAACUAUUGAUAAUUUGAAAGAUGAGAUCUGCUCUGAUUUGGAGAAAUUCGGUACAUUGAUCAAUAAACUUACCCUUGAAAUGAAUUCAUCUGUGUCCAUAAAUGAAACUAUCACAGAGGAAAUUGCAAAGUAUGGAGAAAAAUCACAAAUUAUCAAAUCGGGAGAGUCUUGCUCUAUAUGUGAAUUCCUGUUAACCUCAAGAAAGUUUUUCAUAUUCCCUUGUAAUCAUGCAUUCCAUUCUGAUUGUUUGAUUAAAGAGAUUCUCAAAUCUAAUGAUUAUGCCACUAAAAAGAGACUAGAAUUUCUUCAAAAAAAGUAUUUAUCAUCAAAACAUGAGCAAGGUGUUAAAUUUAUCAAUAGUCAAGAAGUUGAUGCUUUACUCUCCAAAAGAUGUCCAUUGUGCAGUGAUCUCAAGAUUGAAACAAUCGAUGAACCGUUUUUAGACUCUAAUAAGGCUACUAAUGAGUGGGAUAUUUGAUAUUUGAA
This is a messenger RNA of Hansenula anomala, 2868 nucleotides long. RefSeq names its product tethering complex subunit PEP3 (gene PEP3). Lineage: Eukaryota; Fungi; Ascomycota; Saccharomycetes; Phaffomycetales; Wickerhamomycetaceae. The record is from RefSeq and is a predicted model, not a curated record. Gene Ontology annotation, molecular function: protein-macromolecule adaptor activity; protein binding. Gene Ontology annotation, cellular component: endosome; HOPS complex. Gene Ontology annotation, biological process: vesicle-mediated transport; vacuole organization; organelle fusion. The coding region runs from base 47 to 2860 and encodes 937 amino acids. The transcript has a single exon.